AUGAUAGCAGCUUGCUGCGACAUUGCAAUUGCAAACCGGCCGCCAAGCACCCAGAUCUCAAUCUUUUCUUUGUUCCCAGUCAUGCCUACUUUAAAUAAAUUUCGUGCUAUGGUGAAAAAACGGGGAUUAAGAAGAACAUGUACUUUGGAUGAGAUCAGUAAAGAUAUCUCUUUUUUACAUCCCCCUCCGAAUGGGGGCUGGGGCUGGGUUGUAGUCUUAGCUGCUGCUACUCACGGCUUGCUUGUUGGUGGAUUUCAUAGCGCCUUUGGUGUUUACAUGAUGCCCCUUCUUGACACUUUUAAAUCAAGUAACUCACAGAUAGCUUGGAUUGGAUCUAUCAGCUAUGCUUUCAUUAUGAUAUUUGGUCCUGUUUCUGGAAAACUUCUGGUGAAAUAUGGAGCUAUAAAAGUGGCGCUAAUUGGAAAUCUAGUUACCAUAGGUGGUCUAGUGUGGUCAUCAUAUACUCAUAAUUUACCAAUGCUGUUUUUCACUCAUGGAAUCAUUGUUGGUGUAGGAUCAAGUCUGGCCUACACUCCAGGGAUGAUAAUGGUUAGCCUUUACUUUACUACAAGGCGUUCAUUUGCCACUGGAUUAGUGAUGGCCGGAGGAGCUGCAGGAAUUUUCGUACAGAAUAAACUUCAAUAUUAUUUAAUUCAGAAUCUUGGAUGGAGAGAUAGUUUGCGUGUAUAUAGUGGAAUUCUAUCCAUAUGUAUUAUAGCUGGAUUUGCAUACAAGCCUCUUCAAAAACAUAGAGCUCAUCCAAGUGUAGUUGAAAAAUUUAAAACAUCGCCACUAAGAGGCUUUAUAGUUGAUUUAGGUUUAUGGAAAGAUCGUAUUUUUGAGGUAUGGGUCAUUUCUCUUGGAUUAGCAAAAUUUGGAUUCUACAUACCUUUUGUGCAUAUGAUGAAACUUGCAGGUGAUUUGGGUAUUCCUUUGGAAAAAGCAUCCUAUAUUAUGGUAGGACUUGGAGUAAGCAGCAUGAUUAGUUCUCUUCUGUUUGGAAAAAUUUGUGAUAUUGAAAAUAUCGACCGACUUUAUAUUAAUCAGGCAUCCAUAUUAUCUGUUGGUGUGGUCUACUUUAUUAUUCCUCAUUGCACAUCUUUUGGCGCUCUUGUAGCCAUUUGCUCCCUUUUGGGAUUUUUUGAUGCAGGAAACUAUGUUCUCCUACCUGUCCUUACAUUUGAUUUGAUGGGAGCAGAGAAAAUGCCUAUUGCUUGGGGGUUUAUGAUGGCUGUCAAUGCAAUUAGCUGUUUUGGUCCACCCUUUGCAGGUGCAAUGUAUGACAUGUAUGGCAGUUAUACUAUUGGCUUUGUAGUAACCGGGGUUUGCAAUAUUGCAGCAGCUGGCAUACUCGCUUUAAUACCCUGGUUGCAAAGAGAAGCAAUCCAGGCAACAAAAAACUACAUUAAUGCUUCUGUAUGUGUAAUAACCAAUACCAUAGUGCCUUGGCAAUCUCCAAGUCCUUCAUUAGGGUGUGAAUUCUGUACCAGCCUGAUCUUUGAUAGGCAUUUUAUCACAAUGACCCUUUCAUGUCAUUAG
Molecule: messenger RNA, 1539 nt
Organism: Notechis scutatus (mainland tiger snake)
Lineage: Eukaryota; Metazoa; Chordata; Lepidosauria; Squamata; Elapidae
Source: RefSeq, a predicted model, not a curated record